Melospiza melodia melodia is the source of this 1704-nucleotide messenger RNA. RefSeq names its product D(1) dopamine receptor-like. The transcript has 2 exons. Gene Ontology annotation, molecular function: G protein-coupled receptor activity. Gene Ontology annotation, cellular component: plasma membrane. NCBI's taxonomy places the organism in Eukaryota, Metazoa, Chordata, Aves, Passeriformes, Passerellidae. The record is from RefSeq and is a predicted model, not a curated record. The coding region runs from base 100 to 1377 and encodes 425 amino acids. Gene Ontology annotation, biological process: adenylate cyclase-activating adrenergic receptor signaling pathway.
UUGUGGAAGAGAUAAGGAAAACCACUGAACAGAAGACAGCUGACGAGCAGAUGGUGAACAGAACACAAUUUGCUUGACAGUCCAGGACAGGGGGCAGCCAUGGAUGGGUUUUACCCCUCGGCAGGAGGAGCUGGGCAGGACGGGCUCAGUGCCACCAGCUGGGCAGCACAAAGCCACUCCCCGCUGUCCCUGCGGGUGGUGACAGCCGCCUGCCUGUCCCUCCUCAUCCUCACCACGCUGCUGGGGAACGCCCUGGUGUGCCUGGCCGUGCUCAGGUUCCCACACCUGCGCUCCAAGGUCACCAACCUCUUCGUGGUCUCCCUGGCCGUGUCCGACCUGCUGGUGGCCGUGCUGGUGAUGCCCUGGAGAGCUGCCAGCGACGUGCUGGGCUUCUGGCCCUUCGGGGCCUUCUGUGACCUCUGGGUGGCCUUUGACAUCACGUGCUGCACGGCCUCCAUCCUCCACCUGUGCCUCAUCAGCGUCGAGCGCUACUGGGCCAUCGCCGAGCCCUUCCGCCACCAGAGGAGGGUGACACAGCGCCUGGCCUUCGUCACCAUCGCGGUGGCUUGGCUGCUGUCCCUCCUCAUCUCCUUCCUCCCCGUGCAGCUGCAGUGGCACAAGGCCCGGGAGCAGCUGGGGUUUAACGGCUCUGCGGAGGAGGGGAGCUGUGAUCCCAGCCUCAGCAGGACCUACGCCAUCUCCUCGUCCCUCAUCAGCUUCUACAUCCCCGUGGCCAUCAUGCUGGGCACCUACGGGCGCCUCUUCCGCCUGGCCCGGCGCCAGCUCCGUGGGAUCUCCUCCCUGGAGACACCAGUGGGACAGAGCGACCACCCUCGGGAAACCUCCCUGAAAACCUCCCUCAAGAAGGAGGCCAAGGUGCUGCAGACCCUCUCCAUCAUCGUGGGCGUCUUCGUGUGCUGCUGGCUGCCCUUCUUCGUGCUCAACUGCCUGGUGCCCUUCUGCGACCCCGAUCUCCACGUCCCGGGAGCGUCGCCGUGCGUCAGCAGGGCCGUGCUCAGCACCUUCACCUGGCUGGGCUGGGCCAACUCUGCCCUCAACCCCAUCAUCUACGCCUUCAACGCCGAGUUCCGCGCCGCUUUCGCCUCCCUGCUGGGCUGGGGCUGCCUGUGCUGCGGUGGCGCCGUGGAGACAGUGACCUUCAGCAACGAGCUGGUGUCCUUCCACCCUGACACCUCUGGGCUGAGCCUCAGCCCACCCCAGCUGCUGCCCCACGCCGUGCUGCAGGUGGAGAGCCCCGAGGUGGCCUUGGAGAGGGUUUCUCCAGGCUCCUCCCCAUCUCAGAAUGCCCUUCCUGAGUGUGGGACCCCCGUGCAGCUGGGGAGGGUUCCCCCUCCGGCCAGCAGCGCCUUCCAUUGAGCCUGGAUGGGAAAAGAGGGGUGGGAAGGUCUCCAGCAGAGAGGGGAGAGGGGACAUUCCUGUUCUCUGAGGAGCUGAGGAGCUGGCCAAAUCCAGCUGGUCACUGGCCCGGUGGGACUGGGGCUGCCUUGUUUACCUGACUGCAGAAUGUGGCUCCUUUUCUCUGCACAAGCUUCCUCUGUAAUCCCAUCAGGAAGCAUCCUCCUCCUUUUCCUCCUCUUUUCCCUUCUCCCAUCCCAAAGUGGCCUUGGAGAGGGUUUCUCCAGGCUCCUCUCCCCCUCAGAUCCCCCUUCCUGAGUGUGGGACCCCCGUCUGGCUGGGGAGGGU